GACCGAGAGGAGAUCAUUGUUAUUUUGGGUUAUAUAGUCCAAAUAAAUUACGGAGUGGUUUUGCGAGCCCAUUUAUCUUUCUCACCAUAAACCAACCGUCUUAAUAAAUUUAUCUUCUAAAAAGAAAGUAAAGAAGAUGGGGUUCCAAGUCUCUUCCACAUCGCCGGCCACUAAAUGGAUUGGCUUUGUCACCGCCGUCUGGGUCCAAGCCAUCUCCGGCAACAACUACACCUUCUCCAACUACUCCGACGCCCUCAAGAACCUCAUGGCACUCACUCAGCUCCAGCUCAACAACCUCUCCGUCGCCAAGGAUGUCGGAAAAGCCUUCGGUCUCCUCGCCGGCGUCGCUUCCGACCGACUCCCCACCCCCGUCAUCCUCCUCAUCGGCUCAGUCGAAGGCUUCGUGGGCUACGGCGUCCAGUGGCUCGUCGUCAGCGGCCGCAUCCAGCCUCUCCCCUACUGGGCCAUGUGCAUCUUCCUCUGUAUGGGCGGCAACAGCACCACCUGGAUGAACACCGCCGUCCUCGUCACCUGCAUCCGCAAUUUCAGGAAGAACAGAGGCCCCGUCUCCGGAAUCCUCAAAGGCUACGUCGGACUGAGCACCGCCAUCUUCACCGACCUCUGCUCCGCCCUGUUCGCCGACGACCCGGCGAAGUUCCUGCUCAUGCUCGCCACAGUUCCCUUCGCGGUCUGCACCGCGGCGAUCUUCUGCCUCCGCGAGGUGGCGCCGUCGGAGACGGCGGAAGAAGAGCGGGACGAGGCGAAAUACUUCGGGGUGGUGAACGCAGUCGCCGUGGCAAUCGCGGUUUACCUUCUGGCGUUCGACGUGACAGGGCCCCACGGGCGCGUGUUCUCACGGAUCUUCGCGGCCGUGCUGAUGGUUCUGCUGGCUUCUCCUCUGGGAAUCCCAAUUCGGCUGAAAGUUAGAACCUGGACGACAACGGGAGGGGAUUGGAAAGGGGUCCGGGACUUGGAAGCGAGCGCGGGGGCGGCGGAGCCGUUGCUGGGCGGGGGAGAAGGGGAUCGGGGCGGGGAAGGGGAGGAGGAGGAGGGGAGGAGGAAGGCGCCGGUGAUAGGGGAGGACCACACGAUAGUGGAGGCGGUGAAAACGGUGGAGUUCUGGGUGCUGUUCGUGUCGUUUCUGUGCGGGGUGGGGACGGGGCUGGCAGUGAUGAAUAACAUGGGGCAGAUGGGGUUGGCUAUGGGUUACGCAGACGUCUCCAUCUUCGUGUCGCUCACCAGUAUUUGGGGCUUCUUUGGCCGCAUCCUCUCCGGCUCCCUUUCCGAAUACUUCAUCAAAAGAGGUGGAACCCCAAGACCAGUGUGGAACGCAGCUUCUCAGGUUCUAAUGGCAGUAGGAUACAUCACCCUGGCGAUGGCACUGCCGGGCUCACUCUACAUCGGCUCCAUCGUCGUCGGAAUCUGCUACGGCGUCCGUCUCGCUGUCACAGUCCCCACUGCCUCCGAACUCUUCGGCCUCAAGUACUACGGCCUAGUAUACAACGUUCUCAUCCUCAACCUCCCCCUCGGCUCCUUCCUCUUCUCCGGUUUGCUGGCCGGAUUGCUGUACGACGCCGAGGCCACCCAGACGGCCGGUGGCGGCAACACCUGUAUCGGCGCACACUGCUACAGGCUGGUGUUCAUAGUGAUGGCUGUCGCGUGUGCUGUUGGGUUCGGACUCGACGUCCUUCUUUCCAUUCGAACGAGGAGCUUGUAUUCCAAGAUAUAUGCAUCCAGGAGAUCCAAGAAGAUGAUUGCCUCUUCUUCUUCAUCAUUGUCUUAAAGAAAAAGAAGAAGAGGUUUUCUCCAUUCUCAUUCUUGCAAGUCUUGUGUUCAUGGAUAUUUAUUGAAAAAACCUUGCUGAACCCCAAGUUUCACCCGCAUUUGACCCAAUGCGCUCACAGAAAUCCCCGAAACAAAACAGUGUUUCAUAUCUAUGAAGACAUUGAGAUCAAAUGUAAGGUACCACAACUUUGGGGUUCACCAAGCGCGACUCUUUUUUUCCUCUGGCGUUAUAGCCAGAGCCAACAUGUAUUCGUUCAUUAAAUUGUUUCAUUGAAUUGAUAUGCAAUGCAAAUAAAUUUUUUGAGUACCA
Molecule: messenger RNA, 2095 nt
Organism: Cuscuta campestris
Lineage: Eukaryota; Viridiplantae; Streptophyta; Magnoliopsida; Solanales; Convolvulaceae
Source: the annotation of a GenBank genome assembly